Molecule: messenger RNA, 1773 nt
Organism: Eimeria mitis
Lineage: Eukaryota; Apicomplexa; Conoidasida; Eucoccidiorida; Eimeriidae
Product: KH domain-containing protein, putative
Exons: 2
Coding region: 1-1773 (590 amino acids)
Biological process (GO): regulation of gene expression
Cellular component (GO): nucleus; cytoplasm
Molecular function (GO): mRNA binding
Source: RefSeq, a predicted model, not a curated record
AUGAAGAUGGGAGGCAACACGCCGCACAGAGCCCAGCAGCAAUGCGUCAUUGACCAGGCCGUCGCGGCUCCGGCAACCGCUAGCUGCACCAGCAGCAGCAGCAGCACUAAGCUCUGCAGCAGCAACAACUGCAGCACUAACUGCAGCAGUAGCAGCGCCGGUGGAAGCGUGCACGAAGGACUCUACGGGAGCAACACCAGCAGCCGCUGCAACAGCAGCAGCGGGAGCAGCACCCCGCUUCUACCUGCUGUUCCUCAGAACAGCGCUAUGAGCAGCACCAUGUGCAACAGCAGCAGCGGCAGCAGCAUCCCCAACGUCCCCUUCUGCCUGGGCGCGUCGACGGCAGCAGCCGCAGCAGAUACCUGCUACUGCAAGUUGCUCGUUUCCAAUCAUCUCGCUGGCAUCAUCAUAGGCCAAGCAGGAAACGAAAUACGGACCCUCAAGAGCCUUACAGGAGCCAAAAUUGUCCUCUCUCCCCAUGGAAUGUAUUUCCCUGGGACUUCAGAGCGGGUGGCGGCGUUGGAGGGGCCCGAGACGUCUGUGCUGCACGUUUUAGACUGGCUGUUGGAUAAGCUAGCUGUAGCAAGCGAAGAAGUUGCUAGUGCAAUCCCUCCUCAGCAACAACAGGAACAGGAAAAGAACCAUCAGCAGGAGGAACAACAGCAGCCUCAGCAGCAGCAGCCAGCAGCGGUAUCGUUGCGUCUGUGCGUGCCUCGUGCUGUUGUUGGAUCUCUGAUAGGGAGAAGCGGGGGUUAUAUACAAUCUUUACGCAUAGCCACGGGGGCAUCUAUAAACAUUUCUCCUCUCUUUGUUAGAGCAGAGGAAGCAUGUGCUGAGAGGAUCAUUUCGAUUGAAUCAAGGAAGGCGCAGAGUCUGAGAGCUGCUGCGUUUACUCUUCUUAAGAAGAUAAAUACACAUCCUGAUAAGGCCUCAUGCAGACACGUCUGCUAUUAUAGAAAGCACAGCUUCGAUUCCCCUCUUGCUGAUGCAGUAGCAGCAGCAACAACAAGCUCAGCUGCUGGUGGAGCUGGUGCUGCAGCUGCGGCGCCAAACGCCGAAUUCAGGCUGCGCCAGCUGCAGCAGAACAAGCACCGCGAACAGCAGCAGCAAGUGUUGCAGCAGCAUCUGCAGCAACAAAGGGAACGGGAAAUGAUGAGGCGAAGGGCAAUCUCGCUCGUCAUGGGCAACAGCAACGCUGCUAAUCUCCUCGACAUGCACACCAGCAGCAGCAGCAGCAGCAGCAGCAGCAGCAGCAACAGCAACAUCGCAGCACCAGCGGAAGACGGUUUUGCGGUUGCAUUCAAGCGCUUCUGUGAGGCCCGUGCCACUGCCAAGGCAGCAUCGAAGAACGCUCCUCCUGCUGCUGCAUCAGCAGCAGCAGCUGGAGAAGUUCCUAUGAAGACGGCGCCCAGCCUAACCCGCAGCAUGCGGGAGGUGAUUGAGCAGUCUCGUAGCACCUGCAAGGGGGCAGCAGCAGCAGCUGCAACAGUAGCUGCAGUAGCAGCCCCAGCUGAAGCAGCAGCAGCACCCGUCGGGACAGAAGCAGCUGCAGCAGCAACAGCUGGAAAGGGCCCCGAUGCGCCUUGGGAUCUCGCCACCUGCAGCACUGCAGCUGGCAGCACCGACAAGCUGCCCACUGUCUCCGAAGACAGCAGCAGCACAGCCGAAGCAGAAGCACUAAGACAGCAGCAGCAGCAGCAGCCAAGCCUAACGCUGCUGGUCCUUGUAGCAGUCUUCUUGGCGGCCCUCCUUCACAUCGUCUCACGCAACUGA